Molecule: messenger RNA, 5240 nt
Organism: Astyanax mexicanus (Mexican tetra)
Lineage: Eukaryota; Metazoa; Chordata; Actinopteri; Characiformes; Acestrorhamphidae
Gene: gtpbp2b
Product: GTP binding protein 2b
Exons: 12
Coding region: 215-2047 (610 amino acids)
Biological process (GO): translational elongation
Molecular function (GO): translation elongation factor activity; GTPase activity; GTP binding
Source: RefSeq, a predicted model, not a curated record
CGGGAGGAGGAGGCGGGUCGGUCGGUGCUGAGGAGCCGCAGCUGAGCGGCUGGGAUGCCCGGCCGCUUCGAGCUGCGUCAACAUCGGCCUCGCUCCUCGGAAAAGCCCCGCGAACCCCGAGUUUACAGCCUUCUGUACACGGGGUUUGCUUCUCCUUCAGCGGGGAGCGAUAGGACAGCUGUUCGCCUGGUUGGCUAAGCCAGCGGCUGCCGGGAUGCAGGUGGCCGAGCGCCGGGGCGUCGAGCCCGGACCCAGACCUGCGCGGCCGGCCGCUGCCUGCGGUUCGGUCUCCGGCUCCGGCUCGGAGAACGGAGAGAAGAGGAAGAACAGGCGGAGGCGGCGAAGAGGAGGGAGACGGCGGGGAAAGAAAACCAACGAGCCGCCGCCGUUUCUACCCCCGGAGGCAGAGGAGGGGAACAUCGAGUAUAAGUUGAAGCUGGUGAACCCGACGCAGUACAGGUUCGAGCACCUGGCUACUCAGCUGAAGUGGCGUCUGCAGGAGGGCCGCGGGGAGGCCGUCUAUCAGAUCGGGGUGGAGGACAACGGCCUGAUGGUGGGACUCACCGAGGAGGACAUGAAGGCUUCUCUGAAGACCCUGCGCAGGAUGGCUGAGAAGGUCGGCGCUGACAUCACACUCCUGAGAGAGAGGGAGGUGGACUACGAGUCGGACAGAUCCCGCCGGAAAAUCGCGGAAGUUCUCGUGCGGAAAGUUCCCGAUGACCAGCAGUUUCUGGACCUGCGCGUGGCCGUGUUGGGGAACGUGGACUCGGGGAAGUCCACUCUGCUGGGUGUUCUGACCCAGGGCGAGCUGGAUAACGGGCGAGGCCGGGCGAGGCUCAACCUGUUCAGGCAUCUACACGAGAUCCAGACGGGCCGCACCUCCAGCAUCAGCUUCGAAAUCCUCGGCUUCAACAGCAAAGGGGAGGUGGUGAAUUACAGCGAGUCCCGCACAGCCGAGGAAAUCUGCGAGAGUUCAUCCAAGAUGAUCACCUUUAUCGACUUGGCCGGUCACUAUAAGUACCUGAAGACCACCAUCUUCGGCCUGACCAGCUACUGCCCCGAUUUUGCCAUGCUGGUGGUGGGAGCCAACACGGGCAUCGCGGGGACCACUCGAGAGCACCUGGGUCUGGCCAUGGCGCUGAAGGUGCCCAUCUUUAUCGUGGUGAGUAAGGUGGAUCUGUGCAGCAGCGGCACGGUGGAGAAAACGGUCCGGCAGCUGGAGAGAGUCCUGAAACAGCCUGGCUGCAACAAAGUGCCCAUGCUGGUCACCAGCCCUGACGACGCCGUCACCGCCGCCCAGCAGUUCGCCCAGUCUGCCAGCAUCACUCCCAUCUUCACCAUAUCGAGCGUCUCCGGGGAGAACCUGGAUCUGCUGAAGGUUUUCUUCAACAUCCUUCCACCCCUCAGCAACAGCAAGGAGCAGGAGGAGCUGAUGCAGCAGCUGACCGAGUUCCAGGUUGAUGAGAUCUACAGUGUUCCAGAUGUGGGAACAGUGGUUGGAGGAACGCUGUACAGUGGUGUGUGUCGUGAGGGGGAUCGUCUGGUGGUGGGUCCUACAGAUGAGGGGAAGUUCCUGAGGUUGAAGGUGUGCAGCAUGCAGAGGAACCGCUCGGCCUGUCGCGUCCUCCGAGCGGGACAGGCUGCUACUCUCGCGCUGGGGAACUUCGACCGCUCGCUAUUACGCAAGGGUAUGGUGAUGGUGAGUCCAAAGAUGAACCCCACCAUUUGCUGGCAGUUUGAGGCCGCCAUCGUCCUGCUGUUUCACGCCAAGACGUUCCGGCGGGGCUUCCAGGUCACGGUGCACGUGGGGAACGUCCGGCAGACUGCCACGGUGGAGUGCCUGCUGGGCAAGGAGGAGUUGAGAACAGGUGAGAGGGCUGUGGUGUGUUUCCGCUUCAUGAAGCACCCGGAGUACCUGCGCGUCGGAGCCAAGCUGCUGUUCCGGGAGGGCGUGACCAAAGGCAUCGGUCACGUGACCCACCUGCUGCCCACGUCUCAGAACAACGGCCACGACCAGAACCACAAACCCCACCAGAACCACCAUUAGAGAAGGAGUGGGACAAGACUGUGUGUGUGAGUUAGAGAAAGAGAGAGAGAGAGAAAGAGAGAGAGAGAUUGUGUGUGUGUGUGGCCUUUUAUUUUCCUGCAGAUUAGAAAGGGGCUCUGUAUUCGCUUCAGUCACAGAUCAGAUGGCGUUUCUUAGUUAGAUUUGCCCGUCUGUUCACUAUGUGGAAAGACUGCGAGAGCAAGAAUUGAGUUUUAUAUUUUUUUGGCCAGUUUUUAUACUUUAUGCCAGGUUCACACUACAUGAUUUUAGCUCAGUUUUCAGUUCACAGUUUUCAAGUUUUUUUUUUGAGUAAAAAAAUGUGCUCUGAGAGAAAUUGGGGUUAGCUCGUGAUCAGUCACAAUCAGCCAUACCGUCUAAACUACUAAAAGACUCUUGCCUAGCAGACAUCCAGCAAAUAUUCAGCAUGUUUAACAUCCGAUCCAGUCGGCGACUGGGAGUCAAGAUCAGUGGCUACCUACAGACAAUGGGACGUAAAAGAAGAAGAGAACCAUGGGUCCAAAAAUGCAUCUUCUGCAUGAUCAGAGCUAAACAUUUAUAGAAAGUCUAAUCACUUUCUGUUUCUCUGUUAUAUCAGAAAAUUACUGUUAAACUCUAGAAGGAGCUUAUCAGUGAGUCCUCUAUGAAUGGGGUGAAUGGAGCGUAACGCUUUUCUUGAGUAUUCCUUUAAUUUUCUAAAGUAGAAUAAUGUAUUUUACAAAAAGUAAAGGAAGCAUGCCUGUAUAUUUCCUUUUAUUUAUUUUUUUUUAGUAAAGGUGCUGCAUUACUGCUGCUGCGAGUUGACGUUGGUAAUCUGAUGCUGGCUAUAUAGGCAGAACACUGAGUUUAAAACCUUAAAACAUUGCCAGCUGUACUGAAUCAUUUGAUAUAAAUCUGUGUUGAGGAAAUGAAAUGAUCAGUCAUUAAUAAGCUCUGAUUUUGCUCAGUUACUUCAUAUUAACUAAUUCAUUUUAGAGAUUCUCUGGUUUGGUAUGGCUAGUUCUCGCAUGUUUUAGUGAUAAAUAAAUGGUAUUUUAGAAAUCUACCAGGUGAGUUGACGAGUUCCCAUGUUGAAAAAUCGUGUGAUUUUUUUUAACCCAUGUCGCUGAUCAGUUGUGUAGUAUAAAAGUCACAAUAACUGAAGUAGUGUGCAGCGUGAACAGCACAAGGACUGACCACUCAAACAGUCAUGUUUAGUGUGAACCUGGCAUAAGGUAAAGCUCAUCUGCCUGCAUUAGUACAUUAGUUGCUGGUUUAUUAGUUCUACCUACAUACAUAUAUCGAUAUUCCUUAAAAACUUGAUAUAUCGCCCAACCCUUAUCUAACGUCACUCUACUCGUAGGCUAGAAAUGUGAAAAGCUCCCCAGCUUCGGUCCCACCAGGGUGAAGGGUGGCUAAACAUGUGAAUAAAUGAUAGAUUUUAUCAUACUUUUACUGUAUUUUUCACACUAUACGGCGCAACGUAUUAUAGGGCACAUUUUAAGUUCCAUUUGUUAUGAACAGGGCUGUUGCCAUGUUUCCCUUUUAAUUUAGCUAAGCUAAGUUAAGUGAACAAAACUGUAAUUCUAAAAAAAAAAAAAAAAAAACAUUUUCAGACAAGUCAGACCUGUCAAAUCAGUGCUGGAUGUUAAUCUACACAGAUUUCUCUCCUAAAAACUGUUUAUUUGGGUGAGUAAAGUGCUUCUGUUUAUUUAUAGUAAGCUUAGAUAUCCAGAUUUCCACUCAGACCAGAGCAUUAGCAUUAGCGGCUAACUGCUAAUGCCACCCACCAGCGCUACACUGAGGAACCCUGAGUCUUCUGGUAGACUACAGUCUGAUAUACUCAUCUCUGAAUGGUAAGAGAGCUAGCGCUUAGCACGGUUAGCAGCUAAUGCUAAUGCUGCUCCAGCAGUGCUAGCUGGGGUAAGAUGCAGGCUAAAGUCUGAUAAUACUCACCUCUCUACGACCGAAUGGCUAGCACUUAGCAGGUAAUGCUGAUACUGCUGUAGAACUAAAAACUGGAACUGAAAACUAAUACCUGACUGGCAGUGCUGAUUUUUGGGAAAAUUAAAGUAUUUUAAGUGCGUCUUAUAGUGUGAAAAAUACGGCAGUUCCUUUUAAACACCAGCAAUUUGACAUGCAUUGUUUUUUGUUAAUUUUAAGGCUUAUUUAAAGUUAUAAAUAUCUUUUAUUUUAUAUUGUGCUGUUAAUAAUUAUGGACGUGUAUCACCCAGCUAUAAGCAGUGGGAGCAUAUGCUGCUGCCGCAGGGGUCUUAACGAGGUUAACGAGGUUAUUCUGUGCCUGUGUGAAAUACCAGUCAUGACUUUUAGUCACUUAGUGUAUUUAAUUGAUUAUAUUCAACACAUUUCUUGCUUGUUUGUGCCAAGCAAGGCCUGUAAAAAGCAUCUAAACUGAAAACCUACAGAUAUGUGCAGUGCAAAUGUUUUAGGCAUCAAAUAAUCCAGAGUAAAUAAACCAAACAGAUCGUAUUCUUCCUCUUUAACUCAAAAUCUUUCAAUAAACAGCGAUAACGGAACUGUGUUAUAAUGCUGGUGUACGCCCGCAGCACAGCAGUGCCAAUAUUACAUGUUAUAGCACCAACCUCGAGUGUAUUACUGGUUAAAUAAUGUGAUUUAUGGGCCUAGAACCUUUGCACAGAGUAGCAUUGAGUAUCCAAUGUGUCUUUCAGGACAGGGUUAUAAAAUAUAUAAUAAAAUAGAACAUUUGUAGGAGGAAAAAACAAAUGGCAGCUGUUUUUCGGCAGGCGUCCUACGGGAUCUUGUGCAUGCCCGAGUGAAGAUGAUGUCUGUGUGUGUGUUCUGUAACUCUGCCCACUCUCCUUCUUGAGAUUAUGUGCAAUUAACCAGAGACUGAAUGUAUUAUAAAUGGGAAUUAGAUAUAGAUUUUAAGGUUUUAAGUUAAGCUUGAGCGUUGGGUUCUGUGCCCUUCGACGUGUUUAGAAGCUUAAAUCGCGUUACUGUAAUUUUCUCCGUUUUCUACGACUUCCAUCCCAGUAAUCUUCUGUCCUGCAUUCCAUGGCACAGCAUUAGGCCGCUGUACUGCAUGCUGUGCUUUAUGUAGUCUGCGUAGAAAUAAAGCUAAAUACAGGAGUGUGCAUGAGAAACUGAAUGCACUUUGCGUAUUUGGGGAAGGGUUUCUGUGGACUGUACUGUAUUACAAAUGCACUGCGUCUAGUUCACCUAAUAAAGAGAUGUU